Molecule: messenger RNA, 3693 nt
Organism: Falco peregrinus (peregrine falcon)
Lineage: Eukaryota; Metazoa; Chordata; Aves; Falconiformes; Falconidae
Gene: CMTM8
Product: CKLF like MARVEL transmembrane domain containing 8
Exons: 4
Coding region: 188-733 (181 amino acids)
Biological process (GO): myelination
Cellular component (GO): membrane
Molecular function (GO): structural constituent of myelin sheath
Source: RefSeq, a predicted model, not a curated record
GCCGCCUCCCCCGCGGCGCCGGGGGGCGCUGAGCCGAGGGGCUGCCCGCGGCGCCGGGGCCACACAAAGCGGCGCGCGGCGGCGCCUUUCCCGCCACCCGUCAGGCGGCAGCCGCCCCCGCCCCGCCCCGCCCCGCCGCCGGGCCCGGGGCCGGCCGGCCGGCUCGGGCAGCCCCGCGGCGCCGAAGAUGGAGCCACCGGUACCGCCGCCUCAGGAGCAGCCGCCGCGCCCUCGGUCCCACACCGUCACCACCACCAGCAGCUCCUUCACCGCCAACCUGUCGGCCAGCUCCAGCACCCUCGCCUACGACAGGGAGUUCCUGCGGACCCCGCCCGGGCUCCUCAUGGUGACCGAGAUCGUAUUGGGGCUGCUGGUGUGGACCCUGAUUGCUGGAACAGAAUACUUUCUAUAUCCAGCUUUUGGCUGGGUGAUGUUUGUAGCUGUGUUUUACUGGGUUCUCACAGUCUUCUUUCUGAUCAUCUACAUGACUAUGACGUACACCAGGAUCCCCCAGGUGCCAUGGACCACGGUGGGUCUGUGUUUUAAUGGGAGUGCCUUUGUUUUGUACCUCAUUGCUGCCAUUGUGGAUGCAUCUUCAGUUACCAAAGAACUGGAUAGUCACAAUUACAACAGCUGGGCAGCUUCUUCAUUCUUUGCCUUCGUGGUUACCUCCUGCUAUGCUGGAAAUACGUAUUUUAGCUUUAUAUCUUGGCGAUCACGAACAUUGCAGUAAAUAUUCUGUUAAAAUGAAUUCUGUAGUAUAAAAUAUCUUGAGGAUUAUACUCGACAAAAGCUUGGAAGAGGAAUCGAGGUCUUUUUGAACAUUUCUGUUAGAAUUGACACAAUAUAUUGUAAGCUGAGAUUAAAUGAUUAUUUAUAAUACAGUACCAUCUUUAGAGACAUCUAACACUGAUUUUAUACUGUAUAAUAAAAUUUCAUACUGUUUCUUUUAAAAUUAACAUGGUAUUUUUCUAGGCAUUGUAUAGAUGUUAUUGCUAAAGCUUUAAUAAAUCUUACUAGGACAAGGUGCCAAUUUUGUAAAUGUAACUUUUUAAAUGUUACAGGUAUACUUUUGAUACUGAAUGCUACAAAGCAAAACUAAGAUUGAUAUUCUCUCAUUAUUAUGUACAAAAAGUGACAUUGUGCAGAAAAAAACCACCCAAAACUUUAAAAAUAAAUAAAAAAUGACCCAACUGUGCAUGGUUUGUAAACUGGGAGUAGAAGGUUGCUUUUUAAAUUUCUUUUUCAGAGUGAAAUAUAUCUUGCUAAGAAUUCUGAUGAUCCUGUCUGUUUGCUGGUCGUAACAGCUUCUCACAGUCAUGCGAUUGCUUUUGGAACCUGUUACUGUAGGUCUGAAGCUCACUGAGGGAAUGUUGUACCUGAAACGAAUUAUCUGAACAGGUUUCUCAAUCCAGCAGGCUCCAAGGCAUAAGGCUAGACAACAGUCCCUUAAGUGCUCAGUGUUUAACCUAUUGAGAAUAUCACAAAACACCUACUAAAGGUAAUACAUUUGGGUUGGGGGGAGGACGAGGACCGUGUUUUUCUCCCUUCUCCUCAGAUUAGGCCAUUAAUCUGUCCUAGUUAAAAUCUGGGCUUCUAAAUCUUAUUAAACGAUAUAAAUGUUAAAUCCGUAGAAUUGUCAAGAUGCCAGUGCUAGAAACAAAGAAUUUGCUCCUUCCUUUCCUGUCUGUUGGCAUCAUCUGUCAGUUGUUAGUUUAACAAAUGAAGUUUUUAAUUUUAUGUUCAUUUAAAUCUCUUUGAGUCAAGCAGAAGUAUGACAGAGGAUUAUGACCUUCAAAACAGAUACUUUUGAAAAUCACUUUCAAAUACAAAUUACCUAGGGAAUUUUUUCCAGUGGAGAGUGUUUUUUAUGUGGAGAGUGUAAGGUCAUGGUUAUUUUGUGGUAUUAUUUAAAGUUUUCCUCAUCUAAAACUACUGGUAUAUUUUAUUUUUUUUUUAUUCCUGGGUUAAGAAGGUUUGGACUCUCUUCCAGUCUUCUAAAACUUGCUUAGAGGAUUAUAUAUGGUAGUAGAGAAAUCUUACUGCUUAAAAAAACUUCUUUAUUUUCUCCCUGUAACUAAAUGGUGUGUGCUUACUUAUGUGCAUGCCUGGGAGCAAAGAAGAUGUAUCAGCAGCCAGCUAAUUCUGUUCUCUAUCACAUUGUGUUGUUCUUGAUUAUCUGUUGAAGUCACAGGGUUUCAGUGUAAGGGAAGCCAAGAUAUUAUUUGAAAACCUAUAUUUGUCUGCAAGUUGCAUCUGGCCUGCACAACAAAGGUCAGCCUGUCUGCUGCUUGCUAAAAUUAUCCAGUUGUGAGAAGGAAGAAGGGCUACCAACUAUGCAUUUAUCUACACAGAUAAAAUGUGUCAUUAAAAUCCCAUAUGCUCUUUUCCAUUGCUGGAAAAAAAUCAAAGGGAUAAAAAUGAUCCAAAUGUCAACUGAUAAAACAUGACUAGAAAUAUAAUCAGAAUUAAAAUCUCAUCUGUGAUUUCUCACUAAUAAAAAUGCUUUAGUAGUAAGAGGAAUUCUUUCUUAAAUGAUACUUGAUGUACCUAUUUUAAGUUCAAAGAAUGUGGCUAUGUUUGCACAAAUGUUCCAUGACUUUGUGGUAAUUGCAAUGGUCUGGUCUAAAGUCAUAACCCAGACAACUUUUGUGGAUAGGGGUUGUAAGAGGAAGUAGGGCUGAGAGAAACACAUUUCAUACAGUUUACCAAAAACUGUUGUGGGAACUGUGUGUAACAUGUCAGAAUAAACUCACUAACGAAGGACAAAACCACACUAUUAUCAGAUAAAGAAUGAUUCUGGCAAAAUACCUAGCACCUCUCUGAGUCUUCAGUGGUGAUCCUCAAGGGAAGAUACGUGAAAUGGCUUCCAAAGGCAAAUCUGUCAGUUGAAUCCUUAAUUCUGAAUUUCAAAAAAAUUACAUACUAGGCAGAAUUUACUUUAUGCUUGGCCUUGCUUCCCCCCCCCUCCCCCAAAUCUUAAUUUACCUCCUUUGCUCUUUCCUUUUAGGAAGAUAAUUACCUUGCUUCCCAUGAUCUUUAUCAUCUGUCUCAUUUCUCUCAUCUGUUGCCCAGGCACCAACUGUCUUGUUUUCCAAGUGUUCUGAAUGAAUAUCUAGUUAAAAUUGGAUGAAUCUGUACAAGCUGAGAAUUACUUCUGAAGUUUACUCCUAUUUCAGGCUUGGAAGAAAGGCAUAAGCAACCAAAAGGUUAUCUGUUUCUUCCAGUGCAUUAAUUUUCAAUACUGAUUUGAAAGCUAUCACUUACGCCUUUGUAUAUUCUAAUAUUGAUAGAGAAGGUAAAAGAUGGGUGUGGUUUAUCAUAUAACAAUUAAAACAAGAGUUGUGGCUACAGGUAUUGCUUGGCUUUCAUAAGACUGGAAGAAGCCUUCUUUAAAAGAACAACUGGUAAGUGAUGAAAUCCGUAGUGAAAUUCUUAAUACAGAUAUUUAGAAUAAAACCCAAAAUGCUAAUCGACUUGCAAAAUGAAGGUAUUUGACAGUAUAAAUAACUUGUUUCAGACAAACAGUCUCUCAAAAAUUUGUCACCCACGUACAUAAAGGUACCUGAUGUCAACUUGCGGCCAUCAAAUUUCAUUUAUUAAGCAGUUGUCAGUACCUCUUAUCAUCAUUAUACAUGGUGCACUUAAGAUGAAGUAAAUAGCAUGAGAACUGUAAUAAAAACUUCACAUUCA